GCACUGUUCCCUUAUCAGUACUUCCGCCUAUCAGUAUCAGCUGAGCGGGAACUCCCCACAACAAAACCUACUAAAUCUUCUAAAUUUAUUUCUGCAUUUAGACGCCGAAUAGACCUUCACAGAGGAACACGGAAAAUGUUGGGUAAGCCCCAGUGGGUGCCACUACUGCCAUGUUCCUGGAGCUGAGAGACAGAGACAGGACACACUGUAUCACUGACAUUUGGCUAAAGGAUGGUUACCUGCCACAGAUAGAUGGGGAAGGGCCUGGUCUGGACUUCCAGUUAGAACCUGCUGUGUGGUUUAAGGUGCUUUUGUUAGAGACUGUAAGAAUCAACUGCCAUCAGCAGGUGCUGAGAUGGGUGACGUACGCACCCUCAAACUGCUCCCCAGAGUCAGCGGUCAACGGGCCAAAAGAAAUCUAUGGGCCUGGGAGCAGUUAUGACUAUGAUGAUGACCAGGACAACUUGUUUGACAUUGCAGGACAACUAUUAAAGAGAGACUCUUCAACUAGGGAGUAUAAACAGGACCUGUUCCGACUGUUACACUGCUACGUUCUACCAGUCAUCAGGCUGACCCCAGAUGACCUGCCACUCAUAGACAACAUGCUGGAAAUGCAGAUGUGCCUGUUGAACGGAGCGGACAACGAACUUCAGCGGCAGUUCCAGGUCACCGAUGGGACCAAACGGAUCAUGAGGGAACACCGCAGCGACUUCGCCAGGAAAGUCGUGAAUCAGGAAAUAUGUCUGAAAGACUACAGUAAAGACUUUCUUGAGGAAGUGAAGAAGGGACUGGAUGAUGACAUCACUAUAGUUAGAGAAAAGCUUAAUGAUGUUCAGAAGAAAGUCAACCAGGCUAAAGAGGACUUGAAGAACCUUAAAGUUGAUGGGAACUUCUUAGAAAGAGUUCGAGAGACCAGAGAUGGCAUCAAGACCCACCUUGAAGUGUUACUUAGAGGGAUGGCUGAAAUAAAGAACUUCCUCGAGCUCCGGAAGAAGAAACGAUCAAGUAAAUGGAUGAGGAGAGCCCCGCAGAUAGAGUCAACCUUCCAUUCUGCACAGGAACAGUUAGGGGAACAGAGGGAGAAGCAGAAGUCUUUGUUGGACAAAAAGUUGCUCCUUGUCAGUGUGAAAGAGGCUCUGCGGUUGGCUAUCAGUGACCUCCAUGAAGACAAGGACACAGCUGGACUGGAAACAAGUGUGAUGGGAGGGGCCAGGGCAACCGAUGUUCUAGAGUCUUCUACAUGGAGCACAUUGGGUGAGAGAGUUUCUAAGAUAGUGCACACGAGUGGAGACCCAAUAGCAGAAGAACACAAGGCAUUCUGUUCGUGGGUGGUGAAGCUGUGUCAGGCUGGGUCGGCUGAAGAGGAGCUACGACAUCUCAAUGUCAGCUUCCAGAGAAGCACAGACCUGUCCCUGUCCAUGCAUGAGGCCAGACUGAACAGUAGUUCCAGCUCUGACGAUGAGUUUGUCAUCAUACAUGACAUGGACGUGGACCCUAACGAGAACUGUGUGCGCAGACUCAAGACGGAGAUACACAAACAUUUCAGGAAGAUUACCAAGCGUAUUGCAGAGCGAGAGUUGAAGCCCAACGAUGUACACUUUGUGAGGAAAGUCUGGCUGUACUAUGAGAUGUGCUUUUUCUCAGAGACUAUGGAGGCCAUUACUGCACUGUAUGAGCUUGCCUAUGGAGAAGAAGUCCAACAGCUGUGCACGGCGCUGGAGAGGCUCCGAGUCUCGGACAUGGAGAUUCGCGACAGCUGGAUUCUCUCGCUCUUCCCAGAGAUCGUUAACACGGAGGAGGGCAGCGAGACUGAGAGCGCCGGCGACCUGACCACGCCCACCAGCGGGAACAGUAGCGGUGACGACAACGAUAAACAGUCGGACGGCGACAGUCUUUCAGAAACCGCACAUCUGCAAAAAGAUGCAUCACUGAAUAACAAGGAUGCAACUGUAUCUACAGCAUCAAACAACAAAAAAUUUGAAAUUAGAAACUCAGAAAACAACCAAGAUAUCCCCCAAGAGGAAGAAUCUCAAGAGACAACAAAUGAUGAUGCCUUGUCUUUAAGAGAUGAAGAUGAGAUCGUCUUGAGUCCUCGCAUCUCCCAACAGCUUCAGAGGCCGCCUUCUUACGAGUAUAGACUCAACUAUGUCAGUCUGGAUCCAACUAUCAAUAAUGAAGACAUAGAGGAAGCUGUAGAAGUGACGCAAAACUCUAUGGAGACAAUUGCAACAACUGAAGAAGAGGAAGAUACAAGUUAUAGGGAUAGAAAUGUAUCGCUUGCUUCCAUCAAUGAAAUUGAUGUGGAGAUAGGAAAGGAUGAAGCUGUUGUCAUGGCAGUAGCCAAUGAGGAUGAAGAUACCAAGAGUCAUGACUGUAGAACUCCUAUGGCAGAGAGUGCCUGUGAGUCUGACUUGGAAGCUGUUCGAGUCAGGUUGAAUUUCAAAAAUUUGGGAAACCAAAGUCAUGAUUUGAGUUCAGACUCUGGUCUUGGGGCCUCUUCUGUGUUUGGUAACAACAAUAGUGAUUACAGAAAUAACGGACAGGAAAGUGCCUUACCGUUAGUUGUUGACCAACAAGAAGAUGCUACAACUCCAAAGGAACGUUUCAGAGAACGAACCACAGCACUGGACAGAAAGGAUGUUGUGCCACCCAAAAGGAGUAGAACAGCUCUCCCCACUAACCUAAAAAUGGUCCCGCGAAAAGACAGCGAGGAAGCGUUAAACCUCCUUCAGAUGGUACAAGCGAGGAAGGAAAGGAACGCGAGGUGUCGGAGGUCGACGCACUUCUACACAGCAAUCGACACGUUCAGCGAGGUGCUUCGGGAAGCCACGCCCCUGCGGAAGCUCCAAGCUCUGUCCAAGAGUCUGAGGGACAUUAAUGAGAGGGUGGGGCAGCUCAGGACAGUACAGGGAGAAGACAGCCAUCCUCUGGGCUGUGAUGACCUGGUGACCAUCCUGAUGCUGGUCCUGCUGGAGUCCCACAUCCCCACGGUCCUGUCCCUCUACACACAGCUCAGGCUGCUCGAGGACCUCAUGGCGCCCUUCCUGGAGACGGGUUGCCAUGGUUACGCACUGGUGCAGUUCCAGAUGGCCCUGCAGUACCUCCAGUCAAAAGUCUGAGGGCGCUGUUGUACUGUCCCUCUACACACAGCUCAGGCUGCUGGAGGCAUGGCACCCUUCCUGGAGACAGGCUGCCAUAGCCCUGCAGUACCUCAAUCAAAAGUAUGAGGGCGCUGCUGUACUGUGUACAUCAAGUCUGGGACAGACUAUGAAGAAUUGGGAGAGGUUAACUGUUGUGAAUAUUAUGUUCCGAACUUGGUUGUUUGGUUGGUUUGUAAGUUUGUUUUUUAAUACAUCCUGGGAGCACUCCACAACUAUGAAAUGUUGCGGUAUGCUGAAGACCAAUAUUUUUCUGAUGUUCAUAAUGAAGGUGUUUUAGAUACAUUUUCAGGUGUGCCUGUUUUACAGAGGGACCAUUGAAGACUGCUCUUAAAAAUCCCCACACAACUUUUUUGCUUUAGUAAGUAGCAGUGAGUCAAAUACAAAUUGUCAUAAGAU
Molecule: messenger RNA, 3557 nt
Organism: Branchiostoma floridae (Florida lancelet)
Lineage: Eukaryota; Metazoa; Chordata; Leptocardii; Amphioxiformes; Branchiostomatidae
Exons: 17
Coding region: 171-3119 (982 amino acids)
Source: RefSeq, a predicted model, not a curated record